Linnemannia hyalina is the source of this 1497-nucleotide messenger RNA. The record is from the annotation of a GenBank genome assembly. NCBI's taxonomy places the organism in Eukaryota, Fungi, Mortierellomycota, Mortierellomycetes, Mortierellales, Mortierellaceae.
AUGACCCUUUCAGGAGAAGCUGGAGACAACAGCCCCAGGAAAAAGAAACCUAUCGGUGCACUGUUCAAGGCUCACUUUCACCGCAUUAUCUUGGACGAGGCGCACAUCAUCAAGAACAAGAGCACCAAGGCCUCUCUGGCUUGUGCUGCGCUCGCCUCCACAUACAGGUGGUGUUUGACAGGUACACCUAUCCAAAACAGUGUCAACGAGCUUUACUCUCUCAUCCGCUUCCUCAGAAUCCGACCUUACUGUGAUUGGGACGAGUUCAGGAACAAGAUUUCGAACCCGAUGAAGAAGCAAGGGCAGUAUGGUACAGCUAUGCAGCGUGUUCAAGCCUUGCUUAAGGCCGUUUGUCUCAGAAGGACUAAAACCUCCACAGUGGACGGCAAGCCUAUCUUGAACCUCCCAGACCGUAAUGUCGAAAUCGUCCACGCUCCAUUCUCGCAUGACGAAAGCGCCUUCUACCAUGCUUUGGAAAACAGGAUUCGCGAACGCUUCAAUGCCUAUGUCAAGGCAGGCACCGUUAUGAAAAACUACUCCAACGAUUUUGAUAAGGUAACGGAAGAGAACGCGCCGCAAGGUCAGAAGGCGCAUGUCGAGGUGUUGCUGGACAACUUGCUGGCGGAUAUCAUUCGUCGACUGGUUGAACGCGAAGACGAUAUUCGGGAGUGUCCUAUCUGCAUGGAUAUCGGCGAGGAGAGUGUCAUACUGAGCGCCUGUGGACACAUCUAUUGUCGUGCUUGCAUCACUGAUUUCUUGACCCGUCAGGAAGAAGAGGAUCGCAAGUGCCCUGAAUGCCGUCGUCCUGCCAACCUCCAGAACUGCAUUCCUGUCACAGACUUCAACGCUCGAUACAACAAGCCUCCAGAGGCCGAUCCCAAAGGCAAAGGACGAGCAGAUGAAGAUGUGGUCGAGGAUAUUCUCAAUGCGCCGUUGGAUAUUGCAGUGCCAGGGGAGCUAGAUGACUGGAUCAGCAGCAGCAAGAUUGACAAGAUGUUUGAUGUUGUACGAGAUGUAACUGGCAGACGAGAGAAGAUUAUUAUCUUUUCUCAGUUUACCAGUCUGCUCAAGCUGAUUGAGAAGCCAUUGAACCAGGAGGGCAUCAAGUACCUGAUGUACGACGGUAGCAUGUCGGCACUGGAAAGAAACGAGGCGGUUCAGAGAAUGACACAUGACCCAAGCUAUGGAGUGAUGCUCAUCAGUCUCAAGUGUGGAUCGCUUGGACUCAACUUGACUGUCGCCAACCAUGUGGUGAUUAUGGAUCCAUGGUGGAAUCCCGCACUUGAAAACCAGGCAAUUGACCGCGUGCAUCGAAUCGGGCAGCGCAAAGAUGUGUUUGUGCACAGACUUUGCAUUCCUGACUCAGUCGAAGAUCGAAUCCUGGAACUGCAGGCAAAGAAGAAGUCGUUGGCGGACGGAGCUCUUGGCGAAGGAGAUGUUCCUAAGCUUGCCAAGCUCGGAAUGCAAGAACUCAUGUUCUUGUUCCGAAGCGGUUAA